Striga hermonthica is the source of this 615-nucleotide messenger RNA. The record is from the annotation of a GenBank genome assembly. Lineage: Eukaryota; Viridiplantae; Streptophyta; Magnoliopsida; Lamiales; Orobanchaceae.
AUGAUGCACAAGCAUUGCUUCGAAGCUGUCCAAACCUCAUUGCAGGAUAUAAUGGGAGCAAUUGAUCCUUCUAACAAGGACAAACCAUUUGGAGGCAAAUCAGUUGUGUUUGGUGGAGAUUUCCGACAAAUUCUUCCUGUUAUUCCGAAGGGUAGCCGUCAGGACAUAGUGAAUGCUGCGAUUAAUUCUUCGGAUAUCUGGAGGAGUUGUACUGUGCUCCGUCUUACGAAAAACAUGCGUCUUCAAACCCUCACGAAUUCAGAAGAAUGUGAAGAGGUUGCUCGGUUUGCAGAAUGGAUAGCGAGCAUUGGAGAUGGAAUCAUAGGAGGACCUAAUGAUGGUUGUGCAAUCAUAGACAUACCUGAGGAUAUAAUGCUUGUGCCCUCGGAUGAUCCGAUUGCCCAAAUUGUAGAGAGCACGUAUCCAAUGUUUAAGCAGGCAACUGAUGAUCCCAGUUAUUUAAAGGACAGGGCAAUAUUAGCUCCUACGCUAGAUGUUGUUGAGUCUAUCAAUGAGUACAUGACAUCGUUGAAUUUAUCUGACGGUCAGACGUACUUAAGUUCUGAUAGUACUUUUGCAUUUGAAGAUUGGAACUCCCGUCAUGUUGUUGCGUAA